This is a messenger RNA of Entrophospora sp. SA101, 1875 nucleotides long. The record is from the annotation of a GenBank genome assembly. Lineage: Eukaryota; Fungi; Glomeromycota; Glomeromycetes; Entrophosporales; Entrophosporaceae.
AUGAAAAUAGCCAAAAAAGACGAAGAUUCAGGAGAUUUAGGAAUAUUUUAUCUCCUUGACAAAUCUACUGUACUUCAAGAAGCUCGUGUUUUCAAUGAAACACCAAUCAUUCCAAGAAAAUGUCGCCUAUUACUUACAAAGAUUAUAUAUUUAUUAUAUCUUGGUGAGCCAUUGGCAACUACAGAGGCUACAGAACUUUUCUUCGGUGUAACAAAAUUAUUUCAAUCUAAAGAUAUUGCUCUUCGUCAAAUGGUAUAUUUGGUUAUUAAGGAAUUGUCUACUGUUGCUGAAGAUGUUAUUAUGGUUACUAGUAGUUUGAUGAAGGAUAUGCAGCCAAAAUCUGAAGUAAUUUAUCGAGCAAAUGCAAUUAGAGCACUUUGCAAAAUUAUUGAUGCUUCAAUGCUUCCAAGCGUUGAACGUUUUCUUAAAGCAGCUAUUGUUGAUAAGACACCAUCAAUAUCAUCCGCUGCAAUGGUUUCUAGUUAUCAUUUAUUUUAUUCAGGAAAAGAUGUGAUUAAGGGAUGGGCAAAUGAAACAGGAAAUGAGGCUAGUGUAGAUCGUUUAAUGAAACAAAUUACAGGAUUCAUUUCAGAAAUUACAGAUGAAUUUAAGGUGAUUAUUGUAGAUGCAGUACGAUCUUUAUGUCUUAAAUUUCCAUCAAAACAAGUUGUUAUGCUUGGUUUCUUAAGUGGAAUUUUAAGAGAUGAAGGUGGAUACGAGUUUAAACGAGCUGUAGUUGAGGCUAUAUUUGAUUUGGUUAAAUUUAUACCUGAAUCCAAAGAAACGGCUCUAACACAAUUAUGUGAGUUCAUAGAAGAUUGUGAAUUUACAAAGCUUUCUGUACGUGUACUUCACCUCCUUGGAGUUGAAGGACCAAAAACUACUACACCUACAAAAUAUAUUCGUUAUAUAUAUAAUCGAGUGAUUUUAGAAAAUUCUACUGUAAGAGCUGCUGCUGUUAGUGCACUUGCGAAAUUUGGCGUAAGUGUAGAUGAUCCAGAAGUAAAAAAAAGUAUAAAAGUUUUACUCACUAGAUGUUUAGACGACAACGAUGAUGAAGUAAGAGACAGGGCAACAUUAUACUUAAAAUUAAUGGAAGAUGAAUCUGGCGCUGAAAAAUAUGUUAAAGAUGAUUCUACUUAUUCACUUGCUGCACUUGAAAGACAAUUGGUGCAAUAUGUAAGCAAUCCAGAGUCAGCAGAAAAACCAUUUGACUUGUCGUCUAUUCCUAAAAUCACUAAAGCUCAAGCUGAAGCUGAAAAUUCACAACCUCGAAGCUUUGAUUUGUCAGCUACGCAAACUAUUGGAGUAUCAUCACCCGUCGUUUCAGGAAUUGUUAAUUCUUCAAUUAUUAGUACUAGUAGAGAUGCAACCCCUACACCAGGAGUUGAUCAACAACAAGUUUAUGUACAACAAUUGGAAAGGAUACCUGAAAUAGCAGCAUUUGGAGUCUUAUUCAAAAGUUCUAAAGCAAUUGAACUCACAGAAAGCGAAACAGAGUAUGUUGUUAGUUGUAUUAAACAUAUGUUCAAUGAACAUGUAGUCUUUCAGGUUGAAGAUAUUGAAGUUGUUACUGGUGAUUAUGUUGUUCAGUCAUAUCUUAGUGAUUUCCAAGCUGCUUGGGAACAACUUGGUGAAGAUGGACAAGUGGUUGAAACAUUUGCAUUAACAGCAAUUAAAAGUUUGAAAGAUAGUGGAACACCUCAAUCAAAUAACGUACACACAUUAUUGUUAUCUGGUGUGUUUUUGGGUGGUAGUAAAGUCCUUGCAAAAUGUAUAAUGACAUUUGCCCAAAGUACAGGUGUAACCAUGGAAUUAUCUAUUAGAUCAGAAAAUGAAAAUAUUAGCCGAUACGUUAUUGGGGCUGUUGUAUGA